Messenger RNA from Closterium sp. NIES-67, 1689 nucleotides. NCBI's taxonomy places the organism in Eukaryota, Viridiplantae, Streptophyta, Zygnematophyceae, Desmidiales, Closteriaceae. The record is from the annotation of a GenBank genome assembly.
CCUCUCUCGCCGCAUUCACAUAAUUAGGUUACUCGAGGAGAUUCAGAAACGGAUUGAAACGCCCUUACUUAGCCAGGCUAGCCACGCACUGACUUACUCAUCACAAAAUCGUUCCAUCCUAUCCUCAAUCGUUCUGCGAGUUCCGAUUCUACAGCCACACAUUAGUAGCACCAUCUCUCGAGCAGCAUUACCAGACUCGACGCUGCUCCCAUUCCUUUUCAAUCCGUCACUCAGCACCAAUUAGCCUAGAGGGUCAUUAUUAUUGAUUUAUUUUACCCAGAUCUGCUCCUAAUCUCCCAGGAAGCUUUCGGUCGCUCACUUCCACGUCACCAGGUUUCACAGGUUUUGUCUUGGCGAAGAAAGUAUACCCCUUGGCGAAGUUAGACCCAUUGGCGAAGAAAUUAGAUCCAUUGGCGAAGAUUUAGACCCGUUGGCGAAGAUGUGCAUUUCCAACACGCCAUUGUCGUCGGCAGGCCCAGCCCUCAACGAUCACGCACGCCGCGCCGUGGAGGAUCCACGUGGCUUCAUCACCGCACUGCAUGGCGGCUACAACGGCGCCUCUCCCGGCAGCUCCAUGCAUGGCGGCGCCAGCGGGAAAUCGGUAUUGUCGCACGUGCUGUCGCACACAACGUCGCACUCAACGUCGCCGCCGGAUCUAAGCCCGCAGAGCGACCCGCCGAGCCUCAGCGGAAGCAGGGACCGGCUUUUCCGGCGAUCCACAAGCGUCGCCAGUAGCUAUGCGGAAUCCGUCCCAGCACCUACUAACUCGUACGUCGCCUCUCACGCGCACAUCAGCGCCACUCCCGCUGCGGAACUCCAAGAGCUUCCGCACUUCACGCAGCCCUCGUCCGUUCGCUCGGAGCGGAGAGGCGGCGCGCUCAGCCAUUUUGACGGGAAAGCGGAGGCUCUUAGGCAUGAAGGAUAUGCCAGUCGACGGGAUUGGGGAUCCGGGUCACACAUUAGAAGCCGAGCCGCCGCUGCCGGCGCUGGCGGCGCUGCCGGUAGCAUGGUGGGGAGUAGGGGGGAUGAUUUCGCGGCGGUGGCGCGGCGCAACAACGAACGCGAAGGCGGAAGCGGAAGCGGAUCGCAUAGGGGGGUGGUUGGGUUUUUGAGGCGCGCUUCUUCCGCACAGGCUUCCCCCUCCCCGUGCGCCGGCUUGCGCGCGGACACUUGCGCGGAUGCGACCCUGGCGGAAGCGGGAACAGGAAACGCCCGAAGUUGCGCCAACGAGACAGCCGCUGGCGCGAGGUUCACGGAAAGAAAGGGCUACGGGGGUGGCAUCUGCGCGGACGACCUGGCGGAAGCGGCGGCGGUGGCCGCGGCAGAUCCGCGUGCGCUUGCGCCAUGGUCGUCGGUGUUUCUUGUAACGGUGGUGGCUAUGGUGGUGGUGCUGCUGCUGCCAGCGCUGCUGCCGCGCGUCGGGCCGCCGCCUGACGAGCUGCUUCUGCUGCCGGUGCUCGUGAUGAUCGUGGUGCUGAUGCUCGCGUGCAGGCCGACUAUAACGCGCUCCGCGAAUCCGGGACGUGCAGUCGUGUUCUGAGGUCUAUGGAAGGACCUGUCACCUGACAAAACGUAACUCCUGUGCUUUAAUUUCAACUUGUGUAUCUAGUCACGCAUCUGUGUAGUCACAUGUUCCUGUGGUGAGGUGACAUGUUCCCUUAGCAUUAUUAAUCCAUUGAUAAACCUGAU